AAUGAUAUCUCAAAGGGACUGAAUUAAUUUCCGUUAGUUUAGAAAAAAAAAAUAAGAUAAACAAAAUAAAGUCCUAAAAGGAUAUGGAAUUGUAAAGCACUAUAUAAACAAUGAUAGGGCACCUAAUCUCAUCAUAAUUCAUCACCACAACUCUCUCGCAUCUUUCUCUCAUUAAGCUUUUGUUCGAGAUUUCACAAACUUUCUUCUUUGCUUUGAAAUUUGUUAAUCUUUCUUCCUCUUCAUACACUGUCUAAUCAUGGCCAUAACUACGAAGAUCUUCGGAUUCAUCCUGCUGGUGAUAACAACCUUCAUGGUUAUCUCGGUUUCCUGUUCUUCGGCAACAGUAUACAAAGUUGGAGACUCGGAUGGAUGGACUACCAAGGACGAAACCUAUAAUUAUUUUUGGGUUGAGGAUAAAGAGUUCCACGUGGGAGAUUCUUUGGUGUUCGAAUACGAUCCCCUAUUCAACGACGUAACUCAAGUCUCUGGUGCCUUGGAGUACGAAUUCUGCGACUAUUCUUCUGCUAAAGCUGUCUACAACACUGGACACGAUGUCGUAACCCUAACGGAACCAGGUUAUAUGUACUUCAUCAGUUCAAAUCGUCAACAAUGCGCAUCCGGACAGAGGCUUGUCGUUCAUGUCGUUCAUGACCCGUCACGUCCCAUUCCUCCACCACCACCGAGCAAGGUCCUCCUUCCUCUUGGAAAUAUCUACAAAGUUGGUAACUCUAAGGGGUGGAGUGUUCCUGAAGAGACCGACUUUUAUUACAAGUGGGCGGAGCAGAGUCACUUUGAUAUUGGAGACAAACUACUUUUUGAAUACGGCAAUGAAGAAAACGACGUCUACGAGAUCAGCGGAGACCUUGAAUUCUUAUCCUGUGACCGGAUUUCUCCAAUAUCCGUGCACAAGACAGGACACGAUCUCGUCACACUCACCAAACCAGGAGUCCACUACUUCAUUAGCUCAAAGACAGGUCACUGUGAGGCUGGGCUUAAACUACGAGUCGUGGUCGGACCACUCACCAAACCCGUAACUGUCCCCAAUGUUCCUGCGAAGCAGAUGGAGUUGACACUUAUGGACCAGUACAACAGAUGGUUACGCUCCUUCAGGCCUCAACCUCAUAACUAAGCAUUCGCUUUUGUUAACUUUUUUAUAAUUUUUGUUUCGAUUUAGUUUUUUUCCCGUCAUCGUUGUACAGUUGCUUUGAUUCAGUCAGUAUUAAUAAAAUUUCAGAUUCCUUAAAACA
Messenger RNA from Arabidopsis lyrata subsp. lyrata, 1247 nucleotides. RefSeq lists its product as uncharacterized. The transcript has a single exon. The record is from RefSeq and is a predicted model, not a curated record. Gene Ontology annotation, molecular function: electron transfer activity. NCBI's taxonomy places the organism in Eukaryota, Viridiplantae, Streptophyta, Magnoliopsida, Brassicales, Brassicaceae. Bases 257 to 1129 code for a protein of 290 amino acids. Gene Ontology annotation, cellular component: plasma membrane.